Messenger RNA from Fonsecaea erecta, 1680 nucleotides. Its product is annotated as T-complex protein 1, eta subunit. Gene Ontology annotation, cellular component: chaperonin-containing T-complex. Lineage: Eukaryota; Fungi; Ascomycota; Eurotiomycetes; Chaetothyriales; Herpotrichiellaceae. The record is from RefSeq and is a predicted model, not a curated record. Gene Ontology annotation, biological process: protein folding. Bases 1 to 1680 code for a protein of 559 amino acids. The transcript is spliced from 3 exons. Gene Ontology annotation, molecular function: ATP hydrolysis activity; ATP-dependent protein folding chaperone; ATP binding.
AUGGCAGCUUUUGGAGGACAGACGCCCACGAUCAUCGUGCUCAAGGAAGGCACCGAUGCCUCUCAAGGCAAACCCCAGGUAAUUUCCAACAUAAAUGCCUGUCUCGCCGUGCAAAGUACAAUCAAAAGCACCCUCGGCCCUUACGGUGGUGACUUACUCCUCGUCGACGCCAACGGAAAACAAACAAUUACAAAUGAUGGUGCGACGGUAAUGCGCCUGCUUGACAUAGUGCACCCAGCUGCCAGGAUCUUAACGGACAUAGCCCGGAGUCAAGAUGCAGAGGUGGGUGACGGAACGACCUCCGUCGUUGUGUUGGCAGGAGAAAUAUUGAAGGAAGUAAAAGAGUUGGUUGAGCAAGGCGUUUCGACGCAGACCAUUGUCAAGGGAUUGAGGAGGGCCAGCGCAAUGGCGAUCAAUAAGAUCAAAGAGAUUGCCGUGAAUGUGGACGACGGGACAAAUAAGAGAGAGACACUCCGGAAAUUGGCGGCCACUGCGAUGAGUAGUAAACUUAUUCACCGAAAUUCAGGUUUCUUCACCAAGAUGGUCGUCGACGCAGUCCUAAGCCUCGAUCAAGAGGACCUGAACGAGAAGCUCAUCGGCAUCAAGAAAAUCACCGGCGGCGCAUUGGAAGACUCUCUCUUUGUGGAUGGCGUUGCCUUCAAGAAGACCUUCUCCUACGCCGGCUUUGAACAACAACCGAAGUCUUUCAAGAAUCCUAAAAUCGUGUGCCUGAACGUCGAGUUGGAGCUAAAGGCAGAGAAAGACAAUGCAGAGGUACGGAUCGAUCAGGUGUCCGAAUACCAGGCGAUAGUGGACGCCGAGUGGCAGAUCAUAUAUGACAAGAUGGAGGCACUAUACAAGACAGGCGCGAAGGUGGUCUUGUCGAAACUGCCAAUCGGCGAUUUGGCAACGCAGUACUUUGCGGAUAGAGAUAUCUUUUGUGCGGGUCGUGUCUCCUCUGACGAUUUGGAGCGUGUAUGCCAGGCCACCGGGGCUGUCACACAGAGCACCUGCAGCGACAUCCUGCCGGCGCAUUUGGGGACGUGUGGCCUGUUCGAAGAGCGCCAAAUUGGUGGUGAGCGGUACAACCUGUUCAGUCACUGUCCGGAGGCCAAGACAUGCACGUUGAUUCUGAGAGGGGGAGCCGAGCAGUUCAUUGCCGAAGUUGAGCGGUCGCUGCACGAUGCUAUCAUGAUUGUCAAGCGAGCCUUGAAAAAUCAUACCAUCGUCGCCGGUGGCGGUGCCACCGAAAUGGAAAUUUCCGGGUACUUGCACAGAUUUGCAGACAAGAACGUGCCUCACAAGCAGCAGGCGGUAGUGAAGGCCUUCGCAAAGGCCUUGGAGUGCAUACCUCGUCAGUUGUGUGACAACGCGGGUUUCGAUGCCACAGAUAUCCUCAAUCGACUACGGGUGGAACACAGAAAAGGGAAUACCUGGGCAGGGGUGGACUUUGAUCACGAAGGUGUGCGGGAUAACAUGGAAGCCUUCGUCUGGGAACCUGCCUUGGUCAAGGUGAAUGCCGUCUCGGCAGCUGUGGAGGCCGCAUGCCUGAUUUUGAGCGUCGACGAGACCAUCAAAAACGAGGAGAGUCAAGGUCCGCAAGCGCCCGCGAGAGGCUUGCCACCCGGUGCCGCCCAGCGAGCAUUGAGAGGAAGAGGGAGGGGGAUGCCGAGACGGUGA